Trichosporon asahii var. asahii CBS 2479 is the source of this 654-nucleotide messenger RNA. RefSeq lists its product as uncharacterized. The transcript is spliced from 3 exons. Gene Ontology annotation, molecular function: protein-arginine omega-N monomethyltransferase activity. Lineage: Eukaryota; Fungi; Basidiomycota; Tremellomycetes; Trichosporonales; Trichosporonaceae. Bases 1 to 654 code for a protein of 217 amino acids. The record is from RefSeq and is a predicted model, not a curated record. Gene Ontology annotation, biological process: peptidyl-arginine methylation.
AUGGCGACCCAGCAGCAGGAGCCCAAGGGCUUCAAGUACGAUGACGAGGAGACUAAAGCCCUCCCCGAGUGGGUGCGUCUCGAGUACGCGCACAUGCUGUCCUCCGUCGGCCCCUCGUCCAAGGUGGCCUUCACCUCUCUGUCCACCACCUCCGUGCCCCCGCUGAAGGAGUAUCUUUCCGGCAAGCCCAACGGGGGUAAGGCCGAGCUCUUCACGCAGCCCGUGCUCGAGGUCGCUGCGCAGCAGGGCAUUGACAAGGCGCGCAUCUGUCUCCUCGACCCGCGGGCCGAGCAGGUCAUCCAGCCCGACGACGCGGACAAGUUUGACGUCUUCCUCUACGGCGGUAUCCUCGGCGACGACCCGCCCCGAGACCGUACAGGAGAGCUGAGGAAGCUUGGGUUCGAGGGCCGCCACCUCGGGCCCGUCCAGAUGACGACGGAUACGGCCGUGGGCGUCACGAAGCGCGUGGUUGAGGACCAGGUGCCGCUCGACCAGAUUCCCUUCGACGACCACCCCACGAUCACGUUCAACAAGCACGAGGCGAUCGAGAUGCCCUUCCGCUACGUCAAGGACGAGAACGGACAGCCGAUCCUGCCCCCCGGCAUGCGGGAGCACCUCCACGCCGACCUGAACCGGACGAUUGACGAGUUCUAA